Messenger RNA from Stylophora pistillata, 1410 nucleotides. RefSeq names its product replication protein A 14 kDa subunit. Gene Ontology annotation, biological process: nucleotide-excision repair; base-excision repair; DNA replication. The record is from RefSeq and is a predicted model, not a curated record. Gene Ontology annotation, molecular function: damaged DNA binding; single-stranded DNA binding. Gene Ontology annotation, cellular component: nucleus; site of double-strand break; DNA replication factor A complex. NCBI's taxonomy places the organism in Eukaryota, Metazoa, Cnidaria, Anthozoa, Scleractinia, Pocilloporidae.
CAGCGCGCCAAAAAUUAUCAGUUCUUCCGCGAAGCUGAAAAUUUUAUUCAUUGGUAUAAAGAUCUUUGGAUUUCCCUGAUCAUUCUUCGUGUUUUGACAUGGAGGCACCAAGAGUCAAUGCUUCAAUGUUAUCCCAAUAUUCUGGAAAAAUUGUAUGUCUUGUGGGAAAUGUAACAGAGAUCAGUUCAAAUGGUGCAGAGCUUAACCUCGUGGCAUGUGAUCACAAGGUUGUCAAAGUCACUCUGGAUGUACCACUUGAUGAGAAGGUCCAAGGGGCAGUGGAAGUUGUGGGAAGAGUAGAGCGCAACUGCUCUCUUUCAGGACAAAGAAUUAUUUUAUACAGCAGUGAUUUUGACCUGGAAGCCUAUAGUCAAGCUGUAUCAUUAGCUGCUGACUUCCCUGAAAUAUUUGGAUCCACGCAGUUGAAUGGAUUUGGCCACUAACCAGAUAGAAACAUGCAGUUGUUUCCACAUCCGAUUCACUAGAUAGCAAAGACUGUAAAAUUAACCUGAAGAAAGAGUUCUUGCCAGCUGAUCUUCAUGAUUAUCUCUUAUGCGUAAUGACAGCAUUUACUGAAAUUUCAGCCCAAGCCUUGUUUGUACAAAAACAUUCAGAAGUCAAUGUGACUUCCUUAUUGUUUUCAUGAAUUCAUGCAUUUGAUUUUGGUUUUCUGGGAAAACUAUCCAGUUAAAAUUCAACAAUCCACACCUUUAAAGGGAGGCUUGUGGUUGAAAUUGUGUAUUCUGCUCUUAACAUGCACAAGGCCUAUUUCAAUGAUGAAAUCAAUGCAUGUGUGGGUAUUAAAUGAUACUUUAAAAUGGUGAGAGGAAUCAUUCAUUUCCUUUCUGCUUUUCAUUGUAGAUACAUAGCCAUUCAAACCAUUACAUUAGACACUUUCUUUUUAAGUAGAAAUGUUAAUUACUAUCUAAUGCCGAGAUCUUAUCAAGUGGAAGCUAGAUUACUGAAAGGAAAGUUAAUAAGUUUUCUUUGGAGUUUUUAGUAGGUGAUUCAGUGACCCUUUGAGGUUCAUAUCUUGUUACUACUUUUUGUUGGAGACUGAAUUUUAAAGUCAGAUUACUUUGUGUGGUUCUGUUUCAGAAGAUAAGUAAUGAUUUAAUGUUGUUCAUGAGGUUAGACAUGUGUAAUAAUGAUGAGAAGUUAUUAUGCAUUCUCCAGAUGUUUUUGUUUUAAUUGCAUUGUGACAUGCAGAUGGCAACAUGGACCUCUGUCGCUUUUCUUAGCCACUGAACUUGUUAAUUACAGUUAAACUUGUGGUGCUUUCGUGAGUUUGAAUUAUGUGUGGCCCAACCUUUGACUGUUUCUUCUGUAAUUUAUUUCAUUUUUGUUUGAACAGCAACAAAGGAAUGGGAAAUAAAGAGAGUAUAGAAAGAAUACAUUUGGACACAUUUA